This is a messenger RNA of Gryllus bimaculatus (two-spotted cricket), 258 nucleotides long. NCBI's taxonomy places the organism in Eukaryota, Metazoa, Arthropoda, Insecta, Orthoptera, Gryllidae. The record is from the annotation of a GenBank genome assembly.
AUGUCCGCACGACAGAUACACGCCCCGUCGUCCCAACCACGAGUCGAGUGUCUGGAGGACCCAGCAAACGUUUCGGGCAGUCAGAGUAGAGGAAAAGGAACAAAACAACAGAAACUUUACAGGCGAUCAGUCGGCGGCAGCUUAAGUGACAGUUCGGGCAGCGUCGCUCACCAGGAAUGUGAAAGUCCUGUUUGUGUACAUGUUUAUGUUGCUACCAAGAACAUCCCACUUGCAGAUUUUUAAAAAUAAAUUCAUUUC